Molecule: messenger RNA, 6645 nt
Organism: Linum trigynum
Lineage: Eukaryota; Viridiplantae; Streptophyta; Magnoliopsida; Malpighiales; Linaceae
Source: the annotation of a GenBank genome assembly
UUACGUCCAUAUGCAUAGAAAUUCCUAGACGAUGUCUAGACAUACUAGGCACUAGGUAGAGUCUCAAAUCAAACCUUACCUUACGCCUAGCGCUUUCUUAAACCAUGCGACAAAGCAAGACAGGCAAAAUUGAUUCUAAUAACGGAUUCGCCAACUCGCCCAUUUCUAGUGGUCCGGACUGGAUAUGGAUUUAUUAAGUUCCGGAUCAACUUCGGGUCAUUGGUUAAGCGUGCUUCUAGUUUGGGCCCCUUUCUUUCCGGAUGGGUAAUUGAUUAAGGGCCUUUUCUCAUUUUAUAGUUAAAACCUAGCCCAGCCCACGUCUCCAAUACAAAGGAACACGGACUAAACGACAAACACAAAAACUGACACGCUGGAUCUCGCGUGCCUCACUGUAAUGCGACGCCGUUCUGGUUUAAGCAGACCUGCGUUGCCAUUCCAAAGCAGCAAGCCUUCAACUUCCCCUGGCGACUGAGAAUCGAAGCUCGCUUUCUCUUCGCCGUCUCUCCGACCUCUCCCUCUGAUCAGAAAAAAAAUGCACCGCUGAUGACCAAUGGAUCCUCGCUGUCUUCCGACCCUUCAAGAUGAACAAAUCUCGAGCGGUCGCAGCAUCAUCCCCAGGUCUGCCCUCUUUCUUCUCUUCUUCUUCCAUCCCUUUCCGUAACUCCUCCAAUCGGCUGCUCUCUAUUUUCUCUACCUCGGCCGCCGCCGCCGCCGCUCCUUCUCCUCCUCCGGCGAAGGACCCAGCUGACAUUCCUUCUCAGCUUCUCUCAAUCAUUUCUCUUCCCAACUGGCAGAAACACCAUUCCGUCCGAAAGCUAAUGUCCGACAUCUGUCCUUCUCACGUAUCCUCUCUUCUCCAUUACAACCCUGGCCUUCCCCCUUACGUCGCACUCAAUUUCUUCAAUUUCGUGGCGAGGAAACCCGGGUUCAGGCACGAUGUUCGGUCGCAUUCAUUGCUUUUGGAUAUUUUGAUUCGGAAUAAGCUCUUCGGUGUUGCCGAGAAAGUUAGGAUUGCCAUGGUUAGAGGUUGCAGUUCGGUUGAUGAGGCGCCCUCGGUUUUGGAAUGUUUGCGAGGUAUGAAGAAAAGGGGAACGGAGAUGGAGUUUAAGCUCACUGUUAGGAGUUACAAUGAGCUGCUCAUGAUGUUAUCGAGGUUCCUGAUGAUUGAUGAGAUGAAGAAAGUUUACAGUGAGAUGAUCGAAGACUUUGUUUCGCCGAAUAUAUACACAUUCAAUACUAUGAUUAACGUGUAUUGUAAAGUGGGGAAUGUGGUUGAGGCGGAUUUGUACGUGAGUAAAAUUCUGCAGGCUGGUUUGCGGCCGGAUACUUUUACUUACACUUCGUUGAUACUGGGGCAUUGCAGGAAUAAUGAUGUGAAUGAUGCAUUUAGAAUUUUUAAUGUGAUGCAGAAGAAAGGUUGUAGAAGAAAUGCAGUUUCUUACACGGUUCUCAUACAUGGACUCUGUGAGGCCGGAAGGGUUGAUGAAGGCAUUCGUUUAUAUAAGAAGAUGGGAGAAGAUAAUUGUAUCCCGACUGUUCGAACUUAUACGGUAAUGAUUGAUGCAUUACUUGCAAACGGUAGGCAAUUAGAAGCAAUGGAUAUGUUAAGCAAAAUGAAGGAGGCAGGGUGUGAGCCGAAUGUUCAUACUUACACUGUUUUGAUUGAUGCCAUGUGUAAAGAAAAGAAGAUGGAGCAGAGUAGACAAAUGUUAGAUGAGAUCGUAGAGAAAGGAUUGAUUCCCAGUGCAGCUACCUACAACUCUUUGAUUGGUGGGUACUGCAAAGAGGGGAUGAUGGAUGUUGCGCUCGAAAUCUUUGAAAUGAUGAAGUCUAACAAUUGUAAGCCAAAUGAACGCACUUACAAUGAGUUGAUCUAUGGAUUCUGUGAGGCGAAAUGUGUGCACAAGGCGAUGGCAUUACUAGAUAAGAUGCUUGCUUCUAAGCUGACCCCUACCGUUAUUACUUUCAAUUUGUUGAUUCAUGGGCAGUGUAAAGUAGGUGAUUUAGAUAGCGCUUACAAGUUGCUUGAUUUGAUGGGUGAUAAUAGUGUUAUUCCAGAUAUAUGGACUUACGGUGUUUUUGUGGAUGCCCUUUGUAAAAAGAAGAGGGUAGAGGAAGCUCUUGCUCUGUUUGAUAACCUGAAGGAGAAAGGAAUACAGCCAAAUGAAGUGAUUUACACUGCAUUGAUUGAUGGACUUUGUAAAGCUGGAAGGGUAGAUGAUGCUUGUUCUUUGCUGGAAAAAAUGCACAGUGAACAUUGUCAGCCUAAUUCAUCCACGUACAAUGCCUUGAUACAUGGGUUUUACAGUGAGAGAAAAACGAAAGAAGCUCUGCAGUUGGUGGAAAAUAUGGGAAAGGUGGGUUUAAAUCCCACUGUUCAUACUUACACGAUCCUAAUCAAAGAGAUGCUGAAAGAAGGUGAUUUUGAUCACGCUCAUAGGAUUUUAAAACAUAUGCUUUCCUUAGGAUGCAAACCUGAUGCAUAUACAUAUACAGCUUUCAUCCAUGCAUACUGCAGCAUAGGAAACCUUCAAGAAGCGGAGGAUAUGAUGGCCAGGAUGUCUGAAGUUGGAGUGAUCCCAGAUUCCUUGCCAUAUACAUUUUUAGCCGAUGCUUAUGGGCGACUGGGAUUGAUGGAUGAUGCAUUCACUGUCCUCAAGCGCAUGGUUGACAAUGAUUGUGAACCUUCUCAUCAUACAUAUGCUGUUUUAAUCAAGCAUCUGUCCAAGGAUAAAUUGAGUGAAGAGAACCUCAGUCUGACAGGAGUUGGUGUUAGAGAUGCAGCAUUUUUGGAUGUUGGUGAUGUAUGGAAGGUUAUAGAUUACGAUACUGCUUUGUUGCUUCUAGAUAAAAUGAUAAAACAUGGCUGUUCGCCCACUGUAAACACUUACGCUAAGCUUAUUAUCGGACUUUGCAAGGUGAGACGCUUGACUAUGGCUCAAGGGUUACUCAGCCAUAUGAAUAUGAAAGGGCUGUCACCUAAUGAAGAUAUUCUUAGUUCUCUUCUGGUUUGUUGCUGUGAGCUGGAAAUGUAUGCGGAUGCAUUAAAUCUACUGGAUGCUAUGAUGAAGCAUGGCCAUUCACCAACAUUGGAUUCUUUCAGGUUCAUUGUGUGUGGGUUAUAUAACGAAGGGAAUAAUGACAAGGCUCAGGCAGCAUUUUCCUACUUGCUUCAUCGUCAGUACAAUUAUGAUGAAGUGGCUUGGAAAGUUCUAAUUGAUGGCCUGCUCAAAAAAGGCCUUAUUAAUGGUUUUUCUGAAUUAUUCAGCCUCAUGGAAAAGAAGGGUUGUUUUGUUCAUCCCAAAACUUACACCAUGUUAAUUGAAGGACUUGAUGGAUCAUGAUGUCGAUACUAUUCUCUAUUGAGAUUGUUCUGUUUGGGGACAGGUUCUUUGUUGUUUGAUGUCGAGGCGGCAGGAGCCUGUCUAUAAAGAAGCAGCUGGCUUAUGGAAAUUGAAUGAGGCAAGUCGCUACUAAGUUUUGUCAUAUAAUUUUAUCUUCUUAGAUUCACUGUUUCAUUCUUUAAGAAAUGACUGAUGGUUCCUCUUUCCUAUGACAGCUUGCUCGACAGGUCUUCUUUAUGAAGACUUGAUCACAAAUUCCAUUUGGAAUUUCUUGCGAGGAGGCUUGCUGAACAAUGAUUCUUAAAGGGGCACAGGGAGUUCCAAUUGAUCGGUCUACAUCUUCUGCUUUUCAUUGUAAGUCAUUCUGAUAGCAAGGUCCCUAACAGAUCGCAAUUCUGUGUUUCUGUUUGUGUCAAAUUGACCUCUACUCUUGGUUGCAGGCUUUGGGGAUCGAGAAUAUUAUUCAUAAAUACCAUCUCUGGUGACAGCUCAGGUUGAAGAGGCUUUUUACUGGAAUUCCUUAAAUCUCCAGAGCAUGUCAGAUAGAAGUUAACGAGCAGGUGCAACUUCACCAGGGCCCAACAAACUAUCGUAUGUAAUGUAAUUUGUUGUCUUAGGUUAUCAGUCCAGUUAACUGGAAUUCCUUAUGAAAUCUCUACAGCAUAUCAAAUAUAAGUUAACGAGCAGGUGCGACUUCAGCGGGGCCCGAAGCUAACGUAUGUAAUAUAUUGUCUUAGCUUAUCAGUUUAGUCCAUUUUACUCUGCAUCUUGUGGAAGUUUGUACCUGUAAAUCAUUAUCGUAAAUGCUCCAUGGAAGCUUAGAAUCAUUUCUUCCUAUGUUGCAUUUUUUUGCUUAAAAGUGAAACAUAAGUUCUGCAUACUGGUCUUAUAAAAAAAAGUUCUGCUUACUGGCACUGGAUGAAAUGUGUCUGCAGCUGGUUGUCUCCGGCUGCACGCACUCGCCUUAGGAGAGAACAUUUCACUCAGUUGGGAGUUGGUGCUUCUUAGCCACAUUGUAAUAAGAUCGGUACUUAUCUGCACAUUUGCGUUCUGUGUUCAGGUUCAACUCAUCCUCGCACUCAAUUUGGAAGAGCAGAAGAGAAAUGACCCUCUUGGUAUGGAACUCAAUGUUAGACUCCCGAGACUAUCUGUGGUGAAGUUAAGAUCAAUUGUUGCAAUGAGGUUCCAAAAGAUUCAGUGACUUUCCAUGAGACUGCUGCUACUUUUGACCAUGUAAAUACUGAGAGCAACAAAAAGGAGUCCAUUCAAUCAGACAUACCAGACCUUUCUCUACUGCAAGAGUAAGGGGUCUUUCUCCAAGUGCCAUUUGAUAUUUAUCAAAGGUCCAACGUUUGUGGAUUGCUGAAGGAUCUUGUCAUUGUUUCAGUGCCGCAGGUAUGCACCAUAGAUUUAUACCAUGACAAUUCAACUUUUUUAUUUCAGUUGCUGGAACUUUCUAUUGGAAGUGUCUGAGUUUUGCCAGCAACAUGGCAACAAUGUUCCUAAUGAAAUCGCGAGAGUAUGUCUUUUGGAAAAGCAGAAAACGUAAAAAGACUUGUCCCCUCAUAGACUAACUUUACGUACUGGAAAACUUUUGUCCAACGGCAUUGUCCUGUACAAAUUUUCCAUUUCUGAAUAUUCUUGUGCAUAAUGUCUGACAAGUCUGAGAAUGAAAGCUAUAUCGAUUUGCUUGAAGUGAACAGACAUGAUUUUGAAACAGGAGGAGAACCAGGUUGCAUAACUGAUACAGAGCCUUACGUUUAUGAUCAUGACCGUCGUUGAGUGGUCACUUUAGUAACAGUUAGUUUCUGAUUUGUCUAUGUUGUAGGUCAAAUGAAAGAUGGUGCUGCAGUAAGAAGAAAUGUCUGCUAGCAAGGAACGCACAUGCCAUUAUCCAAUGGCAACGCAUAACACAUUAGUUAGUAUGCGCUAUAUGCUGCGCGAUGGCCUGAUAGGCAAGGUUAAUCAGUCUUUGCUCACCUUCCUCAAGUUGUAAAGAUUGAUUGAAAUGCUUCACCAGAAGCUCAUCUCCAAGCCCAGUUCUGCUGUAGCCUGUAGCUGAGAUUUCAUUAUCCAGUGUGACUUGACUAAUCGUCGAGGAUUGAGCAGACUCAGAAGAGUUUUCACUUGAAAGCUGGAGAGAAAGGGAGACUAAGUGUGAUCGAUGGACCAGCAGAUGCAAGUAAUUACUUCUUUGUAGCGACGACCACGAAUUGAUGGUCAGACUGACUCGCUCUCUACUGUAGUCCGUAAAUUAUUCAAGUAUAAGCCUUCUCAUGGAAAUUAAAGUUGACACACUGUUCAUACACUGCGGUUCUGAAGAUUUCAUAGGAAUUUUGAGGUUUACAAACAAGAACACCUUUUUCUACAGAGGUAUUAUGCAUAGCAAAAGGGUUCUUUAUGCUCAAAAAGGGCAAUACAGCAACAGUUUCAUGCAAGAACAAGAUUCUAAUUGAACGAGAGCUAAUGUUUCAUUAACAUAGCACAAAAUCUUAAUGUAAGAAUUGAAUAACUAGUAAGACAUACAAUAACCAAAAGACUUUCCUUCUCUUAGAUCCAAAAAGAACAGCUCAGAAUUGCGCUUGCGCACUCUAUUUUGCUCGAGUUGCCGACUUUAUUUUCUAUCUACUAGAUGUCGGGUUUCUCCGGUUCUUCCUCCUUAUCGGGAUUUUCGUCUCCUUCCUCUUCCUCUUCUUUCUUCUUGUCUCCGUCUUCCUCUUCCUCCUCCUCUGGGGGAGGAUCGUAUGGCAAUGGUGGUGGAAUCGGUGUUUUCAUUGGGCUGAAUUGGGGGAAUAUGUCCGGUCUUCGCCCGGGCUUCGGCCUUUCCCAUUCCUGCAAUGCCAAGUUCACUACUGUUAUACAAGAGAGACUCAGAGACCACGUUGCAUCUUUUCAUCCUAAAUUUAGCUGAACAAGACCAGGAGGCUAGUCAAUUGCAUGGGUUAAGGAAGUAGCUUUACACUGAGCCCUAGCUAUGAAAUUGAAAUGGAUGUUAUCAAUCAAAACAUAAACAAGUCAUUAAAUGAAAACCCAUCAAUCCAUAUUCCUCACCAGACUUCUGAGUUUUCAGUCACUUGUCAAGAUCUGAACAUUCCGGAUUUUUCGUAAAUGGUUCAUGGGAUAAACACUGAAUCUAUAACCGUUCAACUCAGGCAACCAACGGAAAAGGUUGUCAUCCUAUAAUGACAACCCUACUUUCAGUGGAGCCGGGAUGAGUAACCCACUGGUCCCCCAAGAACAGGGCCUUUUCCCCUAAAAGCAGCUAGUUUUCAAUUGCUCACAAUAAAACAUGGCAUUUGCU